Seriola dumerili (greater amberjack) is the source of this 564-nucleotide messenger RNA. It is a transcript of the gene vip, whose product is annotated as vasoactive intestinal peptide. The coding region runs from base 82 to 540 and encodes 152 amino acids. The record is from RefSeq and is a predicted model, not a curated record. Gene Ontology annotation, molecular function: peptide hormone receptor binding; neuropeptide hormone activity. The transcript is spliced from 6 exons. Gene Ontology annotation, cellular component: neuron projection; perikaryon; extracellular region. NCBI's taxonomy places the organism in Eukaryota, Metazoa, Chordata, Actinopteri, Carangiformes, Carangidae. Gene Ontology annotation, biological process: regulation of protein localization; epinephrine secretion; learning or memory.
GACAUACAGCGCCGGCUUAAGACCAGGACCUUGGAGAGCGCAGCGGAAAGAACCAAACGCAGACAACUUUCUCUAGAGUACAUGUGUAAAGCGAUGUUACAACGGACCGGCCCCCAGCUGCUUCUCUUAAUAGCCCUGUGCAGUGUGUUGUACUCCCGGACUCUGAGUCUGCCAUACACAUCCAUGAGACCGACGAGACACGCAGACGGUCUGUUCACCAGCGGAUACAGCAAACUCCUGGGACAGCUAUCAGCGCGGAGGUACCUGGAGUCUCUGAUCGGAAAGCGGGUCAGUGAUGAGCUGAUGGACGAGCCAGUGAAGCGUCACUCAGACGCCAUCUUUACAGACAAUUACAGCCGGUUCCGCAAACAGAUGGCCGUCAAGAAAUACCUGAACUCAGUCUUAACAGGAAAGAGAAGCCUAGAAGAUCCUGGAACCAGCGGCCCAGAGGAGUCCAGGGACGAACCCAACACUUUCCAGGAGAGCUAUGAUGAUAUCAACGUAGAUCACCUCCUAAACAACUUUCAGCUGCCACUUUGAGGAGGGGCCUGUGCUCGAGUGAAU